UACAGUUUUGACAUUUUAGGAUGACUAUAACUAAUACGGUCACGGUUUUAUAGCAAUUCAAUCAAUCAACUUCCGAGGCAAAGAUCUAAUUUUAGAAUUCAAAGGGAUACCUGGAAGUUGAAGAUCAACCACAAACCAUUUUUUCUGCACAAAUUGUUUUGUGUAGUUUGAUUUAUACGGCAAUCAGGAAGUUCAGGUUAACUGCACGAUAUUCUUUGUGACCCGAGAGUCGUCCGUUAUUUCUAAUUUGAAAUUAUCCUUAUUUCUGUAUAGUUGCUUUCCUCAAAAGCUAAUUAAAUCAUGCUGUGGAAAUCUGUAUCAAAAAAUUAUCACAUUCUUUGCUUUUUUCCGAAUGGUUUCACCAGCCAGUACCACGAGAAAUGUAUACCUCCAGAAAGGCGCCAACAGACCACGCAGACGACCGAGAAACAGUUCAAAGAGGGAGAUUACUCCAACUGUGACACCGUCACCCAGGACCGGAUCUGGAAACAGAGCGUCGGCAAAGAGGGCAUGUGCCUUAAAAACUGGGAAGAAAACUGGGGCUUCCUGACAGAGUUCGAUUCCAAGGGAAAUCCUAAACCACGAGAGGAGCUCCCAGAAAACGUCACCGUGUUCUCCAAUGCAGUCCCUAAUACCAACUCCGGUAACUAUGGAAAUAAGGUGAAGACCGAGUUAGGGGUCAAAAUGCAGAAACUCGAGCACCAGUUUUUUGGUGGCCAACGGAAACGGAAGUUGGGGAGUGAGAUGGUCUGUUAUUGAUGCUGGAUAUUAAAAAAUAGCCUACUAUUUACUAUAAACUGCUGAAUUAUACUUAAAUACUGUGAAUCUGUGAUAAUUAAGAUAGUUAAUUGUAAUUUAUUAACAUUUUAUACUUGCUUACUUUACAUUAUUUAAACUGCUUUUUAUGUACAAGAAGCAAUAUACAAGUUGUGUUAGGGGGAACAUAACCCUAAUUAACCUCCUUUUUAUAAAUCAUAGUCCAAGGCCUGUAUUUGGACUGUUAUGUGUGUUUGUAUCAUUGUACUUUCCCUUUAAUCAUAAGCCUAUACACAGCAUGUUUCUAAAUACACUGGGUAACUGAUUGAUUGGAAUAUGAAUGAAUGAGUAAAGACUACCUCUUGUGAGAAUUGUAAAUAUGUAAGCAUUAUUUUCUUGUUAAAUUCAAAUCAAUUUUUCACAUUGAUAAACACAAUGGCAUCUCUGAAGUGCAUACCACUAAGCCAACUUAAGGAUAAAAUUUGUGUAGUUGUUGACAAUACCAUACUGCUGAUCUAUGUAACAUAUACAAACUGUAUACACCUCUUCUACUGUCACUGCCUUUAUAUCUAUACUUUAUAUCUAUACUUAAUCAGGCACCCACUCCGUGUUCCGUCUCUGCUAAUAUAUAAUCCUGCAAACGUUUGUGCCAAUAGUUAACCCCCCCCCCCCCAUCUGUGGGACUCACCCCUCAGAAACAUUAACAGUUCUGUGGGGUUUUAUUUGAUCUGAUUGUUAGUAUGGUGAAAAGAUGUUUUCUGGUUAAGGAAUUAACUUAUAUGGUUAGUGUGCAAAGUGUUUAUAUUAAAUUUUUUUUUUGUAUGAAAUAUAAUUAUCUUUGAAAUAAAUGUUAUUCUUGGUC
This is a messenger RNA of Saccostrea echinata, 1618 nucleotides long. RefSeq lists its product as uncharacterized. The transcript is spliced from 3 exons. Lineage: Eukaryota; Metazoa; Mollusca; Bivalvia; Ostreida; Ostreidae. The coding region runs from base 301 to 759 and encodes 152 amino acids. The record is from RefSeq and is a predicted model, not a curated record.